AUGUCCCAGCUCGUCCCGACGGUGUUCACCGAGUCAACGACAUGGACUCGGGACUCCCACGAUCUGUUCGAUUACGAAAGUCAACAUGUCGUUCGCAGAGACUUCGCUUUAAACCAAACGGUCAGAUUCGUGCGGAGCAAUGAUGACGUUCGUAUGGAAGAUGCCUCAGUGGAGGCACUCAGUCGCCCUAGGGAGGAGUCGGACUACCUCAUGAAAUGUAUCAAUUUCGACUCAAGGUUUAUGAUUCAACCAGCGGAUAAGCAGUCCGAUGGGAGCCGACUGAUUCCCAAAAGACUAUGGCUUGUCGUGAAAGAGGUGCGAUUCGGACCCCACACCCUCACCGAAGGAGACAUUAUCAAACUUGGUCGAUUCAAAUUGCGUGUUCGGCAGCUAUGUGCAGAUUCCGAAGAUCAACUGGUGCGACCAGACUUGAGCGGCUCUGAAACUGCGACCGCGGCAGCGCGCUGUGCCCCUCCUGAGGCCGAUGGUAUGCCCUGUAGGAUAUGUUUACUGGAAGCCUCCGGUUCCGAUGAGGACGAUCCAUUGAUCGAAGCGUGUGCUUGUCGAGGGAGCAUUCGUUAUGUCCAUCUCGGCUGCUUGCGUCACUGGAUUCAGGGCAGACUGUGCCUCGGGGGAAACGAUGGGCUCAAUGCCCCCCACACAUAUCUGUUCCGCCAACUAGCAUGUGAGCUCUGCCGGGUCAACUACCAAACGAAUGUUAUACUUCAUGAUGGGACCACAUCGCAGCUCGUGCCCUUGCCUGAGACCAAAGCCCCUUAUCUGGUCCUGGAAAAUAUGUCAUCUAUGCACUCAAAAGGCGUCUACGUCAUCUCCCUUGCUGGUAGGAAGGCGUUGAAGCUGGGCCGAGGCCACGAGAGUGAUGUACGAAUAGCCGACGUUUCUAUAUCGCGGUGGCAUGCAACGGUGUCGUUCGCGGACGAUGGACGGUUCAUUCUGGAAGACCAUAAUUCGAAGUUCGGGACGCUGGUGGCGAUGCGACGGCCGAAAUUGAUCAACGCCUCGACAGAUGACGAUGUGGCUGGUGCGGCUUGUCCGAUAUUGACGGUUCAAGCCGGGAGAACAGUUUUCAGGAUCAGCACGAGGAAGCCCAGAAGAGUUGAGUCGUCAGAUGAGAAGACAAUACCGGCAGAAGGGAACGUGGCUCCAGGCCUAGCCGAGCAACAUGUGCUGGCGGCUCAGUCACUAUAGCAACAGAUCUUGGUCGUUGUGGAGACAGCGAGAUUGGGAUUCAUUUCUGCCGUUGUUGACUCUACUCUGUGAGCUACCCUUCAUCGAAUUGAUUAUAAUACGGCUACACGAUUCGGCUUAGCUCUCUUGAGUAGCCUUCCCUGAUUACACCGAUGUACACUUGUUCUCUCGAGUAGUUAGUACUCAGAUAGUUACCCAACUAGUGUGACGUGUUAGACCAUCUCAAUAUCGAUGGUGGUGGUGGUGGUAAUCAUAUUUUUGUCAUCC
Messenger RNA from Perkinsus marinus ATCC 50983, 1476 nucleotides. RefSeq names its product membrane associated RING finger, putative. Gene Ontology annotation, molecular function: zinc ion binding; protein binding. Bases 1 to 1209 code for a protein of 402 amino acids. The record is from RefSeq and is a predicted model, not a curated record. The transcript is spliced from 12 exons. NCBI's taxonomy places the organism in Eukaryota, Perkinsozoa, Perkinsida, Perkinsidae.